AAUAUAUGUUUCUACAUUUACGUAAAUAUAAUAAUUGACUUCAGUGUCGACUUUAUACCCUCGUUCAGUUGAACAAUUAAUUCACACCAUUGAACAAGUUCCUCACAAUAGCAUUUAUACGCAUAAAUUCGUAAGGAAAGAAUUGUAAAACCAUGACACUUGGUGAGGAGCAACAAAAAACUGUUCAGGGAUACGCGAAAACAGACUCUUUGAGAAAUACCAAAUUGAUUAAACAUAGCGAAUCUAUGGAUAAUGGAUGCGUCGAGAAACCAAAUGGCAAUGCAAAGCAUCAUCAAAAGCAGAACGACGAAACUAUUUUAUUUCUGCGAGCAGCUCGUAGUGGUGACAUUGGAAAAGUACUUGAAUUCAUCAAUGAUGGUCUAAUCAUGGACAUUAAUAGCUGUAAUGCGAACGGUUUGAACGCUUUACAUCUGGCAGCAAAGGAUGGAUUUGUUGAUAUUUGCAAUGAGCUCUUAAAACGUGGCAUCAACGUAAACAGUGACAAAAAAGGCAACACUGCACUACAUAUUGCAUCGUUGGCUGGCCAACAGCAAGUGAUCAAACAGCUUAUACUCUAUAAUGCCAAUGUGAAUGUGCAGUCACUGAAUGGAUUUACUCCAUUGUAUAUGGCUGCGCAGGAGAAUCACGAUGGCUGUUGUCGUCUACUGCUUAGUAAAGGUGCGAACCCAUCACUUGCUACUGAGGAUGGUUUUACUCCUUUAGCCGUUGCAAUGCAGCAAGGGCAUGAAAAGGUUGUAGCUGUGCUUCUCGAGAGCGAUGUGCGCGGCAAGGUGCGUUUGCCAGCCCUUCAUAUUGCGGCCAAGAAGAAUGAUAUUAAUGCCGCCAUUAUGCUGUUGCGUCAAGAUACAAAUGCUGAUAUUGUAUCCAAAUCUGGUUUUACUCCUCUUCAUAUUGCAGCACAUUAUGGUAAUCGCGAAUUUGCUGAAUUAUUGCUCGAGCACGGUGCUAAUGUAAAUUUUACUGCAAAACACAACAUUACGCCACUACACGUCGCUUGCAAGUGGGGUAAGUCAGAAGUUUGUCGUCUUCUUCUUGCUCGGCAAGCUCAAAUUGAUAGUACUACCCGAGAUGGUCUUACUCCGCUCCAUUGCGCAGCGCGCUCUGGUCAUGUUGAUGUUAUAGAGCUGCUCUUGUCUCUGAAUGCACCGAUUAUGUCUAAAACAAAGAACGGAUUAUCAGCACUCCAUAUGUCAUCCCAGGGCGAACACGACGAGGCGGCGCGACUUCUACUCGACCAUAAGGCACCCGUUGACGAAGUCACCAUUGACUAUUUGACAGCGCUUCAUGUCGCCGCCCAUUGUGGCCAUGUGCUCGUGGCUAAGUUAUUGCUAGACUAUGGCGCUGAUCCGAAUUCCCGCGCUCUAAACGGAUUUACACCUUUGCAUAUUGCCUGCAAAAACCGUCUUAAGGUGGUGGAAUUGUUAUUGAAACACGGCGCUAGCAUUUCAGCCACCACAGAAUCUGGACUGACACCGUUGCAUGUCGCAAGCUUUAUGGGAUGCAUGAAUAUUGUUAUAUACUUGCUGCAACAUGACGCAAGUCCUGAUAUGCCAACUGUACGCGGAGAGACUCCACUUCAUUUGGCUGCACGCGCAAACCAGAAUGAUAUUAUUCGAAUAUUAUUGCGGAAUGGAGCCAAGGUAGAAUCCAUUGCUCGUGAAGGGCAAACUCCGUUGCAUGUCGCUGCACGUCUUGGUAAUAUUGACAUAAUUAUGUUGAUGAUACAGCAUGGUGCCGAUGUUAAUGCCAAAACGAAGGAUAUGUACACAGCCUUGCACAUUGCAGUAAAAGAAGGACAUGAGGAAGUAUGUCAAUUGUUAAUCGAAAACGGGGCACAGCUCGAUGCAAUCACAAAGAAGAGCUUCACUCCACUGCAUUUGGCUAGUAAAUAUGGCAAAACGAAAGUGGCAGAUCUGAUACUACGAAAGGGUGGUGCCAUCGAUUGUCAGGGCAAGAAUGAAGUCACUCCCUUACAUGUGGCCGUCCAUUAUGACCAUCAGCCCGUAGUUUUGUUACUUUUGCAACAUGGCGCAUCCACGCAAAUCGCCGCACGUAAUGGACACAGUGCUCUUCAUAUUUCGGCUAAGAAGAAUAAUUUGGAAAUUUCACAGCAGCUACUGCAUCGCGGUGCUCAAGUUGAUGCUCUAAGCAAAUCGGGCUUUUCCCUCUUCACUUGGCUGCUCAGGAGGGUCAUGUUAAUUUAGCUCAGCUGCUGCUUGAGCACAAGGCGAAUGCCAACAUUGCUGCUAAAAAUGGUUUAACACCCUUACAUUUAGCUGCCCAGGAAGGCAAUGUUGCCGUGUCACAAGUUCUACUUGAUGCGGGUGCUAAUAUUUCAGAGCGCACUAAAU
Messenger RNA from Drosophila sulfurigaster albostrigata, 2372 nucleotides. RefSeq names its product ankyrin-3-like. Lineage: Eukaryota; Metazoa; Arthropoda; Insecta; Diptera; Drosophilidae. Gene Ontology annotation, biological process: neuronal action potential; negative regulation of delayed rectifier potassium channel activity. Gene Ontology annotation, cellular component: membrane; synapse; axon initial segment. The record is from RefSeq and is a predicted model, not a curated record. Gene Ontology annotation, molecular function: transmembrane transporter binding.